AUGCAUUCUCUGCCAAAACAUAUCAAUAGGUUUUUAGUUUUUAGUCUCCCUCAGUGUGUGUAUGUGUCUAUCUUUGUAUGUAGCCAAUUUUUUCUUAACGCUUUUUUAAAGAAUUGUAAAAAUCUGGUGAACAACAUAUUUUGAAUAAUUAAAAACAAUAAGCGCUUAAAAUAACGUGUGACUUCAAAUAACAGUAUCACAUCUGCUGAAGAAGGCUCGAGUGCUCGGAGUUAGCAGUGAGAGUUUGUGAUUGCCUGACUGAAAUGUCACUCACAGCGCGUGGAUAAAACAGGAAAAAAAGAGAAAAAAAUAGUUACAAGAUGGCGACCAACAACUGCCUGAACACUGGAAAACAAUAGAGACAGCGCAGUAGGGCAGAGUUUAUUUCUUAACCCUUUGCUUUUUUGUUUUCGUGUCGCGUUAAACCAGCGGACGGUAGUCGGUUGUGUCUACUUCAAGACUUUUUGAACAGAAUCUAAAGAAAGAGAGUUUACAGUGCUUUGUUUGAGGACUAGUUAGCACAUAGGCUAAGCUACAUCCGUAGCUGUAAUGUAACUGAGGAUCAGCUGUUAGCCGCACUGCUACUUUAAAAGUUACUUUUACUACUAAAACUCACUCGUAACUGCCGAAGUUAUUUUGUGCUGGAAGGAUGUAAUGUGUACGCUUUUACCCACCACUUUCUAACACUUCGUCGGUGUUUUUUUUUUAGAAAUCAACUACGUCUUUGUCAAACUUCAACUGUGAGUCGGAAAAACACGCGUUUAUUUUUUGUUGUUAUUGUUAAAAGGUUUUGCUUUAAGAAAGACAGCCCGAUUAGACGAAAUGUUGCGCAUUUAUCUAUGUAAACUUAAAAGUUAAAGAUAAACCGGGUUGAAGUUUCUGAAAGGGAUUCCUUAAGUAACGUUAACUGUUAAAAGUUUUGAACCCUCUCAACUUUCCUCUGAUAUUAACGUUAUAUCGAGUCGAAAGAAAUGUAACGUUUAAGAUGAAUAACUUAAUAUCUUUAGUUGACGUUUUCAUUCAUAAAAGGAUAGUGUUAAUUUCGUUCUGGUUGUCAGGACCCGGGUCUAGUUAGAUAAGGGGAUUGUUCUGUGAUUUUUGUGUUUGUUUAUGUGUGUGUGUGUACGCGCGUCGUCUUAUCGUUUAGUUAAAAGGAAACUUUAGUCAAAGUUGUGAUUUUAACAAUAUAUAUAUGUAUAUUUGAGCGCUCACAUCUGAACAAUGUGCCAUUUAUUUUGUUAUAUAAAGAGGUAGAAAGUGAAUAAUGGAGGCAGUUGAGUGUGUUUUGUAAAGACGCGCACGCUCGCACACGCACCGUAACAGCACGAUUAGUCUCGAGUUGUGCUGGUAUCCGGAGACUCGAGAGUGAGUUUUUAACCCGCUGUUUUUCUGGAUGAUGGCGGAUUUUGUGGUGCCGCGGCAUAGUGCCGUCAUGGAACGCUUGCGGCGGCGGAUUGAGCUUUUCCGGCGGCAUCACACCGGCUGCGAGAACCGCUAUGAUAACACGGCUAUGGAGCGGCUGGAGAUGGAGAGGCAGCAGACCAUCGCGCUGCAGCAGCGCUUCCUGCAGACCAAGGCCAAGCGCUCCAACAAACACAGGCAGCCGCCGGCGGCAGCAGCGGCGAGCGCGGACCCGGUCGGGCAGAGGGGGGCGAGCGGCGGGGGCGGCAGCGCGGAGAUAGCGGACGGAGGGAGUGGGACGCCCGGCGAGCAGAGCAGGAACAGCACGCUGAUUGCGUUACAGGAGACUGUGAAGAGGAAGUUGGAGAGUGCUGAAUCACCUUUAGGCCGUGACCAGGUGAAUGGUUUCACCGAUGGCUACCCCCCUAAUAAAAAGUCCUGUGUUGAAGAUGCAAUGGGUGGUCUUAAUGGGGUCUCAAAUGGUGUUGUGCCUCCUCUCUCACCCUUGGACACCAAACAUAAUGUGAACACUGAUGCCAUGAUGGCCAAUGGGAACCACAGAGUGGUCGGUUCCGAGCACAACGGAGCAAGUUUAAAAGACAAUGGUGCAGUGCGUGGUUCAGAGUCUGAUUUCCGUCUGAAAGAACCAAAGCAGGAGCCGGUAGAUGAUGCCUUGUCCUGCAUACUUCCCCAGGGAGGAGCAAAUGGAAACAACAGCCUCUUCCCUGACCUUAACCUGAAUGAUCAGGACUGGAGUGAGAUCAUGGAGGAGUUCAAUCGCUCUGUACCCUACGAGGACAUCCAGGAGCUCUUCAGCGUUAGUUUUGGAGAUCGCAAAGACCCAGAGCUCACAUCUGCUGCAGCUCAGAGCUUGAUAUCACAAGAUCUGCCUAACGUGAAGACUGAAAUUUCUCCUGCCACGGCUACCUCUGCCUUUGAGCAGGACUCCUGCAAUGGUUCACCUCAGAUGAGACCGACUUCAUCGGGACCUCCGCUUCACACCAACUCUCCUGUUACGGCUCCGGCCACUUCACCAGCCCUGCCUGUUCCACAGCAUUCGCAACAGGGGUCUAUUCAGAGCAGAGCACUCCCAAAUCACUUGAUGCCCGUUCCACCCAAAGACCUGUCCCCUGCUCAGCAGCUGCAGCAGUUGGCUCAGCAGAGAGCGAUUUUACACAGUCAGCAGCAUGUAGUUCAAAAGCCACCACAACAGAAACCUCCACAACAGCAACCAACAAAGUUCCACCAACAGCCCAGCCACUCUACAUCUUGGCCCCAAAAUGCUCCCACCCAAAGUCAAAUGGGUGGUACGUUUGGGCUUGAGAAGCCCACCAGUCCUUCUUUGUACCCUCAAGACUUUCCCAAUCCCAAGACCCUACUCAUGCCAAACAAAGGUUCUCCCAAAGCGGGUGCUCCAGCUGGCUACAUGCAGCCUGGUGGCCAUGCCAACAUGUUAAGUCACCCAGCAGCACCCACAGGGCCCCUCGGCCAUCCUUCCAACCCAGGUGCCCAGGCAGCCAUGUUGGACUUCAACAACACUAAACCACUGUCUCACUAUGACGACGGACCACCAGGGGCACCCAGGGGCCCUCCGACCACACAGAACCACAACAAACCGAACCAGGCCAUCCUAAACAUGAUGCGACAGCAACAGAUCCAGAAACAAAGGGCGCCUACCAUGAACUUCAGACCAGCACAUCUACCACAUACUGCGCAGGAUUCAGGCUCCUACCCUCCUAACACGCACGUUCCCGGUCCCAGCAACACCAUGACCCCACAAACAAGCAGCAACAGCAUCCCGGGUCACCAUAAUAAUCCUGCCUACUUGAAGCAGCAGCAAAUUCAGCUGAUGAAUCAACAGAAACAGUUUCAGCUCCAGAGACAGAUCAUGGUUGAGCAGGAGAAGCAGCGGCAGCAGCAGGAACAGCAGCUGCAGAGACAUUUGACCCGUCCACCACCUCAGUACCAGGACCAACAGAACCCGCAGGCCCAGCAGAACCCUUUCCAGCAGCAACAGCAGCAGGUCUCCCAGUUCACCAGUGUGCCGCCCUGCCUGGCCCAGCAGCACACCUCCAAUUUCAGCGAACACACCAUCUCUGGUGCAUCUCAACCAAUAGGAAAUGUAAACACUCUCAGUGGCCCCGCUCCUGGAACACAGCGAAUGUUCUCUCAGACUCAAGGCAUGAUGGGAAUAGGAGUUGGCCAAAAUGCUGGUCCAAAUACUGGUCCCUCUACGGCUGCCAGUCAAGCAGACAUGAGCCUCCCACCCUGCAGCAAUCUUGAUGUGCAACAAGUCCUCUAUGGGAACAUCUCUAUGCAUGCCUCCCAUGCCAACCAGCAGAGACAACCAGUGUCCACAAUGUCUGCUGCUUACCGGCAGAAUGUUCUAGCAGCCCAGCAACAAGCACACUUGAAAAACCAGCCCAAUGCUGCCUUGUUGAAACAACAACAGCAGCAGCUGGCACGUCUGCCCAACAACAUGGCGAACGCAAUGUCUAAUAACAUGGGAUCUGCUAUGCCCACCUCCAUGCCUACCAGUAUCCCAGGUGCCUUGCCUGUCCAGGCUCAGUCUUGGCAGCAGCAGCCACCCCAGCAGCAUCCAGCUCUCCAAUCUGGCUCUGCGAAUGGAGCCAUGCCAGCUGGUUUCCCCAAUUCCAGCUUUCACAUGCAGUCAAGGUUGACUAAACUUCCCAACAACACCCCAUUUCCCCAAGGGGGCAUGGGGAACAGUGCGGCAGGUAGAACCAUGGGAGGUAUGAAUCCUGGACAAAUGAUGACUAACAUGAACCAGCAACGGACAAAUAACCCAGGCAUGCCCCAGCAGCUGCCACCUCCAGUCCAGCAGACAGCCCAGCAGGGUCAGCCACAAGCACCACCGCAAACCCAGCAGGUUUUGCCUGACUUGGGGCCCUUUAGCCAAGCACAGGCCGUACCCAACCGCACCACAGGACUUCAGUGCAAUCAGGCCUACCAGCUCAACAGGGCGGCCAAUCAGCAGCUCCAGUUCAGCUACAACACCCAAUCGGGAGGCAGCUUGUCUGGGUUUCCAGCCGAGACUGAUUUAGUGGAUUCUCUGUUGAAGGAUCAGUCGACACAACAGUGGAUGGACGAUAUAGAUGAGCUUUUGGCCAGUCACCAAUGAGUGACACCAAAGCUAGUGCCUUCGAUAGACAAGAUAGCGUGAAGAUCCAGAUUUUGGAUGAUUUGUGAGAUGGUGAACCUGCUUGCAUCACAUGGUCAGAUCUGCUGUGUUCUCUUUUGAAUAUAUCUAUAUAUAUAUAUAAUGGUGUAUAUAAUGGAAGUCAAGUAGAGCACAGAGCCUGCCUCACAGAAGUGUUCUCUGGACUUAAAAUUUCAAAGAGGGAAAUGCUCUACUACUGAACCUGUGGCUCAGUAAAACCACUGAAUUUUCCUAUAUAAUGAGUUUGUGCUCAUGAAUGCGUUCAGCUGUUCGUCCAGUUGGGUUGCCUUUGUGUUCACUGUAGGCAUGAAGAGGCUAUGUUCAGUAUCAGGAAGGUCUUGACACUUCCGCAUGCCUUAUAAUUGCACUCCUGAAGAGGCACAAAAUGAUUUACAAUUUAAAGCAAUAGUUCUCAAAUAGUGCUCAAACGGUUCAAACCCAUAUCAUUUUAUUUUCUUCUUUCUUUCAUAGGGUGACCAGUUCGUGAGGGCAAACCUUCAGCAGUGUUUAGCUUCAAACCAAACUAAACAUCAGUCUUGAGCCCAUUGAAUCAUUCUCAGUAUUGCACAGCCAUUCCUUGAAUGGGAAUAAAGGAGUAACAGUCAGGUCCAGAAAUAUUGGUACCUCGACACAGUUCUAACAUUUUUGGCUCUAUACAUUAACACAAAAGAUUUGAAAUGAAACAAUCAAGAUGUGCUAUAAUUUGAGGGUAUUUUUUUCCAAAUCUGGUGAACGGUGUAGGAAUUACAACAGUUUGAACUCUGGACCUUUUACCUGCUCAUUGUAUUUGGAAUUAUGAGGGAAUAACACACCUGGCCACGGAACAGCUGGAAAGCCAAUUGUCCCAUUACUUUUGGUCCCUUAACAAGUGGGAGGCACAUAUGCAAACUGUUGUAGUUCCUACAGCGUUCAAAUGAUUUGGAUCCAAAUAACCUCAAAUUAAAGCUGACAGUCUGCAGUUAGAGCACAUCUUGGCCAUCAUUUCAAAUCUAUUGUGUUGGUGUAUAGAGCCAAAAAUGUUAGAAUUGUUUUGAUGUCCCAAUAUUUUGGACCUGACUCUGUGUAAACUGAAUCUUAGGCCCAAUCCCAACUCUACCUCUUAGCCCUUUCCCUUACCCCUACCCCUCGUUUUUUUGCAUUCACAUGAAGGGUUAGGGGUGUCCUAAUUCUCUUUAGCUUGAAGGCAUAGUGCUAAGGGGAAGGGCAAGAUGACCCUUAAAGUGAAGAUUUUCCAGGACCAAACUAGAAACUCUUGAGUAUAGAAAUUUUCCAGAGUACACCAGCUACAACGACAAAAUGGCUGCAGAUGCACAGUAAGGAGACUUUUACAACAACCAAGCAUAUGUUUUAUUAUAUUAGUGUUUUACAAUCAUGCUUGUCCCAUUACUUUGCGGUAAAUUUGAAGCCCUUCCUUUUACAUUUUGUUUCAAGGGCCAAGGGGAAGGCGUAUGGGGUAAAAAACAAACAAUUGGGAUUGGGCCUUACUUGUCGCAAUAUUGUUCAUGACUUCUAAAAGUGAUGAUUAUGUACUAAACUGCUCUUCACAAAAGCAGUUUAUUCAGCGUACUGAAGCUUCAUUAACAUUCUUUGAUAAACAAAUGUGGAAAGCGGCGUCCAGAGCAGGAUCUGACACCCCUGCUUUUAUAGGACACAGUAGGAGAUGUUUAUCACAAAUCUGACACCAUUUGUAUGAGCAUUGUCUCAUUUUAAAAAAGAAAGUUAAAUGAGUUUGCAACAAGAAUUGCCAAAAAAGUGAUUCUUUGAGUUUCACGUGGUUUGUAGUCAUUGGAUAAUUUCACAUUAAUCUUGUAAGGUAGAUGUUUGUUUUAAUCAGAUUAUCACAGGAAUAGAAAGAUCUGAUGAACUCUUCAGUGAACAUGGGGAUGCAUAUGUUACACUACGUUUUUCCUUCUUUCUCUCGCUCUCUGGAACUGAACUAGUAAGCCCAGAGUUCUAGAUUUCCAUGUUGGUGAGAGGGUUAAUAUUCCUGCUUUUCUCCCUCUGGUGCCUGAUGAUGUUACAUGAAGGCAGGUCAGGUGCUGGUCUGAACUGUGUCGCCUGAACUCUUGCUUCAUCUGAGAUUCUGUGACAGGAUUUCAUGUAUAUUUAUAUAUUUUUUGUAUGUAUGCAGUUUCUAUUGUUCUGAAGAAGAUAGAUCUUAUUUUUAUAUGUACAUUGUUGCAAAUUUUUGUAAGUAUUUUAUACUUUUAUUAUUGUUCUCUGAAAAACAAGAGUAUAGUGUAAAUAUAGUUCUCUAGAAAUGGG
Molecule: messenger RNA, 6847 nt
Organism: Danio rerio (zebrafish)
Lineage: Eukaryota; Metazoa; Chordata; Actinopteri; Cypriniformes; Danionidae
Source: RefSeq, a predicted model, not a curated record